AUGCGUUAUCGCAAAUUCAAUGUAUCGGCUUUUGUAGAUGGCGCCGUCAACGCUGCUGGUAACUGUGCUAGGUCUUGUGUGAAGCUACUGAAAUGCACCGAAGGUCAAUAUAACAAGGCAUUUCUUAUGACUAUGGAUAAUGGGGCAGAGGUCAUAGUAAAGAUUCCUAAUCCUAACGCUGGUCCGGCUUUCUAUACAACUGCCUCUGAGGUUGCUACACGGCAUUUUCUACGUACGGUCUUGAAGUUACCCGUCCCGCACAUAUACACAUAUUCUUUAGAUCCUCUUAAUCCAGUCGGUGCCGAGUACAUUAUUGAGGAGAAAGCAAAAGGCAAACCACUAGGGAGCCUUCGGCACCAGUGGCAAACAGAAUCCCAACUCGGCCUUGUUGCUCAGCUCGUUGAGUUUGAGACAAAACUGGCGUCAAUUUCAUUUCGAAGGCACGGAUGUAUCUACUACAAGAAGGAUUUGGACAGGAAAGGUCUCCCUGCCUAUGAUCUCGAAGCCGGAUCUUCAUUAUCUAAUGGUCUUACGAUACGGCUCAACCCUGUGCUAACAGAGGGGUUUGCAUUUGGGCCCUUGACUGAAGCAAGAUUGUGGGAACACGAAAAAGCUACGAUGAAUUUAGAUCGAGGUCCUUGGAACACUCCUUCAUCCUACAUGGCAGUUAUGGGGACUAACGAGAUACAAUGGGCGACGGCAUACGCAAAGUCCCAAAUGAACAGUCAUCGAUCUGAUGAAACGCCCGACUCUCCCAAUGACUACAUUUCACUCUGA
Messenger RNA from Glarea lozoyensis ATCC 20868, 777 nucleotides. RefSeq lists its product as uncharacterized. The record is from RefSeq and is a predicted model, not a curated record. The coding region runs from base 1 to 777 and encodes 258 amino acids. The transcript has 4 exons. NCBI's taxonomy places the organism in Eukaryota, Fungi, Ascomycota, Leotiomycetes, Helotiales, Helotiaceae. Gene Ontology annotation, cellular component: mitochondrion.